CAUGCAAUUGUCCUAUCACUUUUAAUAAUAUUAUGGUGUAUGCGCCAUGUUGGUGUUGUUUUUUUGCAGGUAUUUGUGAAUGGCAUCAAAGUGGAAGAUUCUGCAGCUCUAAGCCUCAAUGACAGGCUGCGCUUUGGCUACAGCCACACAACAUACACCAUCGAGUUGGCACCAUCUGCUUUCAACACCGUCCAACUGCAGCUGGAGAACUUACGAGCGCCUGAUCUAAACCAGUCACACGGUCACAUCAAUGCAUCAAGCCCCGUUCCGGCAGCGUCUUCCCCGCUCAGUUCUGCUCAAAGUACUCACACUUCUCUAACCGAGACUGUGAAGAGAUCGCUGUCCUCCACACCAGUACCGCCGUACGCCGCAUCGGUUCUCUCGCAGGCCAGCAGUACACCAGUGCAGCUCACUUCCGCCGUACAGAGAUACACUGCAGCUGAGGCGAAUUCCCCGCAGCCAAUGACUGACACAUCGGUGUUGCUGACUGACAGGAAUGAACUCAGCUCAAUCCCAGUGACCAGCAGUAAAGAAAGCCAUCAAAACGGUGCCUCUGCAAAUGGUUGCAGUGCAUUGUAUGGCGUGCCAGAUUGGUGGGGACAGGGAGAGAGCAACGUGGCAGAAAUCCACAGCGUUCAACGAAAGCCGGUACAUGUCGCCAGCGGUGGUGACACCUCUUCCAGCAGCCAGUCCCGUCAUCGGUCUGUUCGUGGCCGGUCCAACACGAUAUCUGCGGACAAGGCCGAGACAAGCAAGCACUCCUCUACUCUGAAACUUCCUGCACGUGCUGGCAGUUGUCGCCGCUCAGCAACCCCUGAUGCACCGGCAAAGAGAGCUAGCGGCAAUGAUCUUUCUUCAGCAUCAAUGAGGCGCACAAGCAGCCUCAGGUUGUCCAAGGAGGACAGGCCGAAUCCGCAAAACCUGAAACACAAACGUGCAGAAUCUACCGAUGUAGAGGCGUCUAAGACUGUCAAGGUGCCAUCCACUGAAAAGUCUGCAGCCAAGCGGCAAGCCAGUCCUGCACCACUCCGUGAGAACGCCACAGUAGCAUUGCGGCGGGCAGCCAGCGCCAAGAAAGCGGCCGCCAGGGAUGCUGAAGUUGCUGCGGCGGCUGCAGCACAAGAGCGGCGUACAUCUGGAACACGAGCAUCGCGCAAGUCACGGGCCACGUCGGUCCGGGCAACCUCGGAUGCCAGCAGCACAGCCAGCCAGUCCUACUCACCCAAACCAGCACGCUUACCAUCACCCAUGGAGGACACACACAAAGCUGGUAAUGGCAGCAAAGGAGUGGACUCUGCAAGCAAACAGAAGGUGCCAAGCCGCUCGGCUUCGGUCAAGCUGCCAUCCUCAAACUCUUCGUUGCCUGCCAGUUCAUCACCCAGCACCAGGGUGAAGUCACAGGCAGAAAAGCGCUCUCCGCGUCACCCUCUGCGUGCCGUACCUCUACAGUCGUCUUCUUCAUCUUCACUGUCCUCCUCCUCGCCAUCACCAGCAACAAAGCGACACAGUGCAGAGCUGGCCCCAGCACCCGCAGCUGCAGCGGUUAAGCCACGUGCACGGUCUCCAUGGAGAUCGAUUAGAGAUCAAGCACGUAAGAACAUCAACACUCAGGCAAGCGCCACAGCUGACUCGGCGGAUAUCAUAUUCAUGACCUCGCCGGCAGCAGCAGAGCAUGGUCCAGCAUCAACAUCACACGGCGAACAAAUCGAGGAUAAAGGUGCUGCUGCUGUGACCACUCAGUCAGAAUCAUUGCAGAGUGAUGUGCCAGACAAUGAUACAGCCAUGCAAGGCAGUGGCAGUGAUGUUUGGCAAACCGGCUCAGAUCAAGACUCGUUGGCCAGCAAUGCAGCCGUCGGUAGCGGUUCAGCCGGUGACCUGCAGCUAUCCGUGUCUGAACUCAGCCUAUCGGCAGUCAGCUCCAAUACAUCCGUGGAGUCCGCAAGCCUGGAUCCUUCCCCUACCAGUGAAGCAAUUGAGGAGCCUGCUGCAUCCAUUCAGGUAGCUCCAGCAGCAGCAGCAGCAUCUCAGCUACCGCCUCCAAACAGAAAGCUGGCCUUUUUGACCGAGGUGGAUGAUGAUGUUGAUGGCGGGGUUUGUACAGUCUGCAGUGGCAUGCCGCAGUCUACCUGCACAUGUAGUGGGGGUGCUGCUAGCCAAGAUCAUGCACUGCUGCCAGUACAGCAACAUGCCAGAAGUUCACCGCAUCAGCCUGCUGGUGCUGUUUACGGACCGGCACCAUGUCUGGCAGAGAACGAACUUCUAGGAGUGGAUACGGUGUCCGAUUUGGCUAGUGAAGACUCGUCAGCAUUGGUCAGCUUGGCACCGUCACGUCGACAGUGGAACAAGAUGGAGAAAAUGGAUGGUCUCAUUGUGUCGUCGCUGCUAGUGCUGUCCGAUCGGCUGCAGGAUGCAUCAGUGGAUAUGUGUGCACAUGCAAGGGAGGUGAGGGAUUGGCAAAGGCAGCAGGAUCAUGGAUCAGACUCCCGAAUGACGCCCAUCAACGGGGACGCGCAGUCGGAUCGAAUAGAUCAGAUAUUCAACGGUGUAUCUCCGUUCCCCGACAGUACCCUGUAUCCACCGUGGGGCGCUGAACACCAGGACAUGGCUACAAUCAUGCGCAACCUACGUCUGGCUGAGUCCCGCGUAAAAGCUGUGACGGAACUGCUCCAAACACUUCCUAAAGCCCAUACUGACUCUUGAGCCCUGCAGGCUGUGGCUAACAUCAACUGACUGUACUGAUACUGAGUCUGUAGUACUCGUCUUUCUUAGCCAUGCAUGGCUUCAACGCUUGGUGCCAAUGGUGGUGCAAUCCGCUGCCACAGUUUUUUUUCUCUACAAAAUCCACAUAUCUCCAGACACUGGGGUGAAUAAUGGAGCGUGGUCACCAUGGUCACAGUCCACAGCAUGUGUGAUUAUUCCACCCUCACAGUUUCAGAGGAUGCUUUCAUUGCUAAGACUUUUGGAAUGUGGCCAGAGUGGGUCUCCUGAGUCUGCUCCUCCUGAACUGAAGCACUGUGUUCUCUUUACACUACAAUACUAUACUAGCUUGAGCUCGAUGAUAACCGAUGUAAUGAUGCUCAUCGUGAUUUCAUUCUACAUGAUUGUACAUGUAGAUACCAGAUUUUAGUCAUGAUUGCAGUUGAGACCAGUCUAGUUAGUAGUGCUAGACCUGUACUGCUGUAGUCUUGUCCACCACCCUGUCCCAUCAUGCAGAGAUUAUUAAUGUUUUCGAGGUGGGCUACGUCUCAAACUAGCUGUGCAAUAUCUUCAAAUUUAUGUCAUUUAUACAAUGUAAUACAAUGAAAUACUACAUGUCCUAAUUGAAGGCUAAUUCUCUACAUGUACUUGUUUGAAGUAGAUGUGCACGCCAUCUAGCUAAGUUAUACUGACCUAUACCCGCUGUACCACACCAACAUUGAAAUGACGUGCUAUUC
Sycon ciliatum is the source of this 3434-nucleotide messenger RNA. Its product is annotated as mucin-5AC-like. Lineage: Eukaryota; Metazoa; Porifera; Calcarea; Leucosolenida; Sycettidae. The record is from RefSeq and is a predicted model, not a curated record. The coding region runs from base 40 to 2700 and encodes 886 amino acids. The transcript has 10 exons.